Molecule: messenger RNA, 1401 nt
Organism: Oryza sativa Japonica Group (Japanese rice)
Lineage: Eukaryota; Viridiplantae; Streptophyta; Magnoliopsida; Poales; Poaceae
Product: protein ARV 2
Biological process (GO): sphingolipid metabolic process; regulation of plasma membrane sterol distribution; sterol metabolic process
Cellular component (GO): cortical endoplasmic reticulum; Golgi apparatus
Source: RefSeq, a predicted model, not a curated record
GUCCUCGUCUCGUCUCGUCGCCGGCGAAGCUCACCGACGACGCGACGCCACCCCAGCCGCCGCCGCAGCCGCAGCCCGGCGACCGGCGGCGCCGCCCCCGGCUCCCUGACCCGCCGCGGCCGCACGGGGGUAAGGCGGUUCCCCUGUCGGGGCUCUCGCCGCAGCUAUUUUGGGUGGUCAUCUGCCUGUCCCCCGAUUGAACAGCAGGGAUCGAUUCCUUGUUGGGGUUGGGCAUUUCGGCUUUGAUGGGAGACGCCAAGGAAGGAGAAGAGGAGCGGCCGCGCUGCGUCGGCUGUGGCCGGCGUGUGAAGACGCUCUACAUGCAGUACUCCCCGGGCAACAUCCGUUUGAUGAAAUGCGAUACCUGCAAGGCUGUUGCUGAUCCCUACAUCGAGUGCGAGUUCAUGAUAAUCUUGAUUGAUCUGAUUCUACACAAGACAAGAGCAUAUCGUCAUCUUCUAUUUAAUAAGUUGAGGAUUUAUUCAUCACUUGACAAGGGAGUACUGGUGUUGUCCAUUCUGACGCAUCUUGUUCUUGAUGCAUUCAGAAUAUCUUUUUCAAGAGGCAACAUAGCUGAUGGGGAUUCUUCCAUAAACAUAUUCUCAGCGAUUCUCAAUUGCAGCAAGGUUCUGGGCGAUGCAUUGUUAGGGAACAUCGUAUUUAUGACCAUGUUAUUCCUGGAAGUGCAAUUUAUCCUAAAACUAUCUUUUGAUAUUAGAAGGUAUAGGGAGGUUCUGUUAGCCGUCAUCAUUUCAAGCUACUUCAAGUUAUUUCUCAUGGCAAUGAUGGUUUGGGAGUUUCCGUCAUCUGUUAUAUUCUUUGUUGAAAUUUCUGUUCUCUCUUCAAAUACUGUAGCACUGAGAGUUGUGACGGAGUUUUCAAAGGCCCAUUGCUUCGGAGUCUGCUUUGGAGCGCACGCAGCAAGAUACCUGACUGAGCGAUGGCUUCUCGGGGCGCCAUGAACCCAACCGCCGUGCUUCCUGCAUCCAUCAAGCUCCCUGUAGCUCGUGGUGCCCCCCAAAUUCAUCAGGAUUCAGGACCACCCGCCAUGCUUCUUGCGUCCAUCAAGCCCCGUGUAGGUAGCUGUACUCCCCAGUUUAUGCAGCAUCUAGGCAUACUGUGCCGCUUUGAUGAGCUUGCUCUGAUGAAACCAAAUGUGAUCAUUUGCAAUGCACUCACUGACUAUGAUACACACUGUUCCUGUGAGUUGCAACUGGAGUGUCUCUUAGGCCUUUUGUACGAGAUGUUGAGCAAUCCUCUCCUAGUUUCCCCAUCUAACUGGGGACAGUACAUUACUUUAUGGCUGGUCUAUUUUCUUGUACUUAUAUGCCCAACGCAGUAGCUGCUGCUGCUCCUGUUCAGCGAAGUACGCAAUGAAAGGGCCUGUUCACCUUCUGAUGA